CAACUGUCAUUUGUGACAGCUGUGUAUUUAGUAAUAACGCGUAAAGGUAUUUUUUUAUUAUUGCAAUUUAAUAAAAUAAAUAUAUUGUUUUUACUGAAAAUUUUAAAUAAAACUUAAACAUUUUGAGCCUCCCUCCUCUCACUACACCACAAACGUACUGAGCAGCUUUAAACGGGAGCAGAGAGUGAGACAACAAAAGUAAAUUUAGGGAAUAAAAUAGAGUAAAACUUAAUUAAAAUUUUUAUAAAACACACAACAACCAAGGCCAUUUUAUUAGAGCAUUUUUUGUGUGUGAUUGCCGUACGUCUGUCUUUUAGCAUUUUGGCAAUAGUGAGCUAAAAACACGCUUAACCAUGGCCACUUAUUCGACAAACAGUGAAGGAAAAUUUAUACCAGCCACCCAAAGACCAGAUGGUACCUGGCGCAAGGCACGAAGGGUAAAAGAAGGUUAUGUGCCGCAGGAGGAAGUGCCGCUAUACGAAAGUAAAGGUAAACAAUUUGCCCAACGAAAAGCCACUGGAUUGCCUCCGGGUUUAUGUCCUGAGGUGGUGGAGGCGGCCAAAAGAGAACGUGAGAAAAAAGAACGAGCUAAAGCCAAAAAAGAGGCUGCUGCUUUGGCUGCCAAACAACAACAACAAAUACCUGGAGUACUCAAACUACCCGCCAAUGUUAAUGUAACUAAACCUACCAUGAAUGGUCAGAAAACCAAAGCUUCCCCUGCCGCAGCUGCGGCUAAUAAACAAACCAAUAACACUACAGCUACAACAACAACAAAAUCUCUAGAAGCUUUAAGCCAAAAUCUGGCCGAUAAUCUUAAUAUCGAAGAAGACUCUCAGGAGCUGCAAAAGAAAUGCAAAAAACUUAAUAAGAAACUGCGUGAAAUCGAGGAAAUCGAAAAGAAACUUAAAAGUGGUGCUCUCAAGAAACCCGAAAAAGAUCAAUUGGACAAGGUGGGGCGUAAAAAAGAAAUCGAAAAGGAACUUAAAAAACUACUAGCCAUUUUAGUGGAAACUAAAGGUCCAGAGGCCAUAGAAGGUCUAACACCUAACAGCAGUUGUUAAAUAGUGCCAUUCAUUACUAAGAAUUUGCUGUUGUGUAAUUAGAAGUUUCCUUUUUUUAGGUUUUUUUUUUCUUUUUAAUUUGUUCCUUUUUUUAAUUUCUUUAUUAAUAAUUUGUUUUUAUUUUAAGUUGGCUUAAAAAGUUUAGUUUAUGCUUUAAUUAAGUUUUUAAUUAUUUUUAAUGGUUUUAACUUUAAAUUUAACUUGUAGCAAACUGUCUGCCUGCCUAAAAAAAACAUUUUAAAAAUCAUACAAUUCCAACCAAAAAAAAGAAGAAAAUAAAUCAUAAUUGUAAUAAAUAUUGUUUUAAAUUUUAUACAAUUUUCAAAAUUGUUAAUUAUUUUGUUUUAAACAUUUUACUUUUUUAACUACAAACCAUUUUUGAAAAAUGAUUUAUGUUUUAGAAAUUAUAGUUUUAGUGUUAAAGAUAUUGUUUUUCUAUUAAGAUGAUUUUAAAAAUAUCAAACAAAAGCAAUUUUAAUUUGUGAAAAAAAGGAAAAAAAAUAUAUAUAUUUAAUAAAA
This is a messenger RNA of Lucilia sericata (common green bottle fly), 1580 nucleotides long. RefSeq names its product partner of Y14 and mago (gene Pym). The coding region runs from base 354 to 1061 and encodes 235 amino acids. Gene Ontology annotation, cellular component: cytoplasm; exon-exon junction complex. Gene Ontology annotation, molecular function: RNA binding. The record is from RefSeq and is a predicted model, not a curated record. Gene Ontology annotation, biological process: exon-exon junction complex disassembly. NCBI's taxonomy places the organism in Eukaryota, Metazoa, Arthropoda, Insecta, Diptera, Calliphoridae. The transcript is spliced from 2 exons.